AUGGUUUCCCAUCGCAGGCCCAACCUCAUUUUCAAGCUGUCCGUCCCGUCGCCUUUCCGUCGCCCUCGCAAACACACGCGUGACGGCCCUCCCGUCGUCGACACGGUCUCCCCUCCUGGUCCGUUUUUCUCCCGUUCACCCCUCUUGUCCCCUCGCCCUCGCGAUUUCCCUCCGAUCUCGUCGCCUUCCCGUUCUCCCGCCCCUUGCCUUCGAUGUCCCCUCUUCCUUCCCGUCGCCCUCACUAUCUCCCUUCCCUCACGUUGCCUUCGAUGUCCCCCUUUUCCUUCCGUCGCCCUCGCGAUAUCCCUUCCCCCUCCCGUCACCUGUCCGCUCUCUCUCCCGUCGCCUGUCCGCUCCCCCCGCCCUCGCCUUCGUGCUCUCUCUCCCGUCGCCUUCGUGCUCUCCCUCCCGUCGGCUUCGCGCCCUCCCUCCCGUUGCCUGAACCCCCAUCCCUCCCUUCGCCUUCGCGCUCUCUCUCCCGUCGCCUGUCCGCUCCUCCUCCCCUCGCCUUCGUGCUCUCUCUCCCGUCGCCUUCGUGCUCUCCCUCCCGUCGGCUUCGCGCCCUCCCUCCCGUUGCCUGAACCCCCAUCCCUCCCUUCGCCUUCGCGCUCUCUCUCCCGUCGCCUGUCCGCUCCUCCUCCCCUCGCCUUCGUGCUCUCUCUCCCGUCGCCUUCGUGCUCUCCCUCCCGUCGGCUUCGCGCCCUCCCUCCCGUCUCCUUUGCGCUCUCCCUCCCGUUGCCUGUCCGCCCUCCCUCCCGUCUCCUUUGCGCUCUCCCUCCCGUUGCCUGUCCGCCCUCCCUCCCUUCGCCUUCGCGCUCUCUCUCCCGUCGCCUGUCCGCUCCCCCUCCCCUCGCCUUCGCGCUCUCCCUCCCGUCGGCGCCCUCCCUCCCGUCUCCUUCGCGCUCUCCCUCCCGUUGCCUGUCCGCCCUCCCUACCUUCGCCUUCGCGCUCUCUCUCCCGUCGCCUGUCCGCUCUCCCUCCCAUCGCCUUAUCGCUCUCCCUCCCGUCGCCUUUCUCCUUCCCCACUUCAUCUCCUAUCGCUCACGUCCUCCCCUCCCAUCGGCAUCGCGCUCACGUUCCGCCCUCCCGUCACCAUCGCGCUCACGUGCACCUGUCUUCGCGUCGCCUUCGCGCUCAUGGCCUCCCCUCCGAUCACGUCUCGCGACAUAA
Messenger RNA from Closterium sp. Naga37s-1, 1170 nucleotides. The record is from the annotation of a GenBank genome assembly. Lineage: Eukaryota; Viridiplantae; Streptophyta; Zygnematophyceae; Desmidiales; Closteriaceae.